AUGAACAAGAAAUUACAGCUUCCGUCCAAUAUCGUCAGCUCUCCAAUUCUUUCCGGCAUUAGUACCGCACUUGCAAUAAUUGUUGGUAUUGUUACAAUUAUUGGUGUCUCAUGUCAUCACAAACACGUCAUCCGUCGUAUUGAUACAAGUAAAAAGAAAGUGUCGACUGUUCACAUUGGACUCCUUCGAAUUCACGUCCCCCAAAAGUUUCAAGAUUUGGUAAAAAAUGACGUUUUAGUGGAGAAAACAAUGGAAUUUGUAUCCCAAAAAUUAUUUAUUUAUGUCUUUGGAAGAGAGAAUCACGAGGUAAUUAAUUACAUUAGUGAACUUUACACCAUGACAUGGGAUAUUGCCGGUAAACUGGACAAACCUUUUCUGGAUAUUCGUAUUGUAGGGAAUGGUGUGUCGAAAGGCAGUACGUCGUGGGAUGAGUUAAUGCUACGGCCGGACUUGAAUGCCGUGUUUGCUGAGGAUGCAGUAGUGGAUGUACAACAUUUAAAUGCUCAACGGUUUCAGCAGGACGGUCUAUAUGCAGUCACAUAUUAUCCAUUGGCGAUGCAUGUUGAAAGGAGGCUGGCUGCUGGUGUAAUUUACUUUGAGAACGAACAUGCAGACUUGACGCCACAUGAUCUUGUCAUUUUGGGAGGAACGUUUGACCAUUUGCACAAUGGACACAAGAAACUGCUGUCACUAGCUGUCGGUAUCUGUGCAAAGCGUAUGAUUGUUGGUGUGACGGCAGAUAGUAUGUUGAAAGAAAAAGCACAUGCGGAGUUGCUGGAGCCGUUGGAGAAGAGGAAGAGUGCUGUCCGUGCCUACAUUGCAUUCCUUAAUCCACACGUCAUUGCAGACAUUGUGACGAUUGAAGAUCCAUUUGGUCCGGCAGUUGUGAUCCCAGAGUCAGCGGCUAUGGUUGUGUCGACUGAAACGCUUUCGGGUGCUUCCAAGAUCAAUAGCAUACGCGUUGAUAGCGGAUUGCCAAAGCUCCACAUAUUUGCAUGCCGUCGCACGGAGAACAGUACACUCAGCUCUAGCUGCAUUCGUGCAAAGAUUGCAGCUUCUCGAAAUCGUUAA
Peronospora farinosa is the source of this 1071-nucleotide messenger RNA. The record is from the annotation of a GenBank genome assembly. Lineage: Eukaryota; Oomycota; Peronosporomycetes; Peronosporales; Peronosporaceae.